AUGGAAGAUCUUCUAUCAACACAGCAGCAGUUGAUUGGAGCUAUUGAGCAGCUCUACAGCAAUUUCAAGAAAGACGGACCGGAACGCAAGACCGGUGAUUACAUCAGGAGGAGACUUGAAACGCUAGAUAAGUAUUGGGAGGAAUUUCAAAACAACCACCUUAAAUUAUGUGGCUAUAGUGACAAGUCGCAUGAUUAUUUUGUGACCGAGCAAUUCGACACAACUAGGGAGCGCUACGAGCAUGUCAGGUCCGUCAUCGUGAAUUAUCAACCACGUGACGCCAAACCGGGCACUCCGCUGCUGCGGCCAGCGACUGCACUGGCUGGCGCGGGGCCGCCGCAGCCGCCCACGCGCGCCUCAUCGACGGCAGCAAGGACGGACAGCGCGCACGAGUCUGAAGCACAUCAGGUAACUUUCAGGACACAGGGCGUCAAUAGCAGGACAGAUGAGUUGCUAAGAAAGCAAGCGAGCAACUUCAGGGCGCUUCAGAGAAAGGUAGCUAGUAUUAACUUAGAUACGGAGUUAGAUAAAUGGGAGUUUGACGAUUUAUUAAAAACAUUACAAUUCCGGUGGUCGGCUAUAGAUACUUUACAUCUGGAAAUAGAUAGUGAACUAGAGGGGAAAAAUCAGGAAUACGAUGCGGCUUUCUAUCAUUAUGAAAGAUUGUACGAAGACAUGAAAAGGGCUAUUAAUAGGAAAAUGAGGUCUAUGUGUCAUAGGGAGAAAUCAACUCCGCAGAUGGAAUUGCCUAUUUUUAGCGGAAGCUUCCAGCAGUGGACAUCGUUCAAGGAUCUUUUCACUGAAACUAUCCACACAAACGCAUCUCUAUCAUACGCGCAAAAGAUGCAGUUUUUAAAGGGUAAGCUCCGAGGAGAAGCCGAGCGUUUAGUUCAACACUUACAAAUAAGCUCAGACAAUUACGUUACCUGCUGGGAGAUACUCAAUAAUAGAUAUAACAAUAAAAAACUUAUUUUUACGUCACACGUCAAUACUUUAAUGAAUAUUUCAGUGUCGCAACAACCGUCGUUCGGACAUAUCAAGAAAAUCCACGAUACGUCACUGGAGUCGCUAAAUGCGAUAAAAAACCUGGGUGUAGACAUAAGUUCAUGGGACCCUUUAUUAGUACAUAUUUUAAGCCAAAAACUAGAUGCCGAUACUUACAACGAAUACAUAUCAUCGUUAAAACAACCAAAGGAAUUACCUAUUUUAAAAGAUUUUCUAAAUUACCUAGAAACGAAAUUUACGGCUCUUGAGACUUCACGGAAAAAGCAAGAAAACCCGACAGCGAAGUCUAGUUUCAAAAAUACAUAUUAUAAUAAUUCACCAACAGAAAAUCGCUUAAAUUACAAGAAACCCACAUACUUUACACAAUCAAAGGUUUCAAGUAACAGAGUUCAAAAACCUGCACAUACGGCAAAAUUACCGUGUCACUUUUGUUCAAAUCGCGAACAUGGCUUAUAUUAUUGCACAAAGUUUCUAGAGUUGCCUAAUCAUAUGAAACGAAAAUUUAUUAUAGACAAAAAUUUAUGCAAAAAUUGUCUUUAUGAUCACGAAGGCAAAAAUUGUUAUUCUGAAUCGCGUUGUCGAGAAUGCGAUGGUAAUCAUAAUACAAUUUCGCAUGACGUAUUUUGCAAUAAAGUAUUUACGUCGAAAAAUACAGAGUCGAAGAUUUCGAAAUCGGACGUGGGUAAUACACAUGUUUCGGUAAAUUGCAAAGACCCUGAAAUCCUGUUGGCAACAGCCAUGGUACAGGUACAAGCUCGGGACGGUACAUACUAUAACAUUCGAGCCCUACUAGAUCAGGGGUCUGAGACUACUCUCAUAUCAGAGAGAAUAGCUCACAUUUUAGGUUUACCACGCAAACAUUGCAAGGGAACUAUAACUGGAAUAGGUGAAAAGGAGAGCAAUUGUAAGGGGAUUAUUAAAAUCAAAUGUAGGUCUAAUCAAGAAGACUUUUCUUUCGAAACAGAUGCGUAUAUCAUGAGAACUUUAAUAAAGAAUCUGCCCUCCUACAGCUUUCCUAAACCAGAGUGGCCUGCAUUAGAAAAUUUGCCUUUAGCGGAUCCUUACUUCAAUAUGAGAAGACCGGUAGACCUUUUACUUGGAGUAGAUGUUUUUAGUAACUUACUAUUAGACGGAAUUUAUAAGGCGGGGCCCACUCUACCGAUGGCUCAAAAAACGCGUUUAGGUUGGAUUUUGAGUGGCUGCGUAAAAAAGAGUUUUAAAUGUAACAUAAUUGUACAUAACAUCGACGAUAUCUGUCAAUUUUGGCAAUCAGAAAAUAUCUCAGAGCCAUCUACUAUAUCACUUGCCGACCAGCAGGUCAUUGAUUUUUAUAAUAAAAGUACUAUACGUCAGUCGGAUGGCAAGUAUCAACAAUUAGGUCAUAUGAUACACUCAAAUAAUUCCGAUUCAUCCGGUUUUUACCUACCGCACCAUUGUGUUAUUCGAGAUGAAUCAACCACAACUAAGUUACGGGUGGUUUUUAAUGCUUCCGCGCCUUCCACUUCCGGUUUGAGCUUAAAUGACUUGAUGGAAAGAGGUCCUAAUUUACAACAAGAUCUACAGAGUCUUCUUAUCAAGUGGAGACAGUUUAGAUAUGGGUUUACUGCAGAUAUUGAAAAAAUGUUUAGAAUGGUUUGGUUACAUCCAGAUGACCAAAAAUAUCAAAAGAUUAUUUGGAGAGAAUCGCCGUUAGAUAAAAUGAAUAUUUUUCAAUUAAAGACAGUGACAUACGGCACCAAGGCCGCGCCGUUUCUGGCGAUGAUGACACUUCGACGUUUAGCUCAAGAUGAGAGACAGAAUUACCAGGAGAGUUCCGCGCCGAAAGUUAUUGAAUCAUCAUUUUACAUGGACGAUUUAGUCUACGGAUGUCAUUCUAUUGAAUCAGCAAAGCGUUUAAUAAACGACAUUAUUUCGAUUUUAAAUUCAGGAGGGUUUAAUUUACGAAAAUGGAAGGCCAAUAAUCAAGAUAUACUCCCAAAUAACUAUAGUAAUACAGAACAAAUCAAUUAUGACUUUAAAAACACCGAGUCAUCAAAAACGUUAGGACUUAGUUGGGACCCACAGCAAGAUCAAUUUACAUUUACCUCAAAAUUAGACUUCAUGACGAAAAACCCUACAAAACGUAUUUUACUUUCAAAUAUAUCAAAAUUAUUUGACCCACUGGGCUGGCUAUCUCCAAUUUCAACUAAAAUAAAACUAUUAUUUCAACAAGUAUGGCAAUUACAAUUAAAAUGGGACGAACCGUUACCGGAAAAUAUAUUGAAAGAGUGGGAAAGUAUGAAAAUUGACUUAGAAAAUAUAAAUAAAUUUUAUAUACCUAGGUGGUUAGGAACAAUAAAGAAUAAUGUCAUCGAACUCCACGGAUUUUCAGAUGCGUCAACAAAAUGUUACGCUUGCGUUGUUUACUGCAAGGUAAUGACACAUGAACAGACAUCGGUAACUAUGAUAGCAGGAAAAUCAAGAUUAGUUCCUGUAAAUAAUAAACUUACUUUACCGAAACUUGAGUUAUGCGGUGCCUUAUUACUCAUAAAGUUAUUGUCAAAAAUAAAAAGUUGCCUUGAGACAUACCAAAUUAAUUACUACUGCUGGGUUGAUUCUAUGGUAGUUUUAGGAUGGAUUAACGGUGUACCUGAGCGCUGGAAACCAUUUGUGGCAAAUAGAGUAAAGCAGAUUAUCGAAGUGGUACCGCCCAACAGCUGGAAUUACGUUAAGUCGGAGGAGAACCCCGCAGACUGUGCUAGCCGUGGUUUAACAGCGUUACAAUUAAGAGAUCAUAAAUUAUGGUGGAACGGGCCGACUUGGUUAAAAACGCAUAAAACUAAAGAUCAAUUUAAUACUAAAAUAACAUUUUUUACAUGUCAAGAAGCCAAAAGAACUAAAAAGAUCGUAGCAACAUGUCAGCAAGAAUAUUUUAUUCAAGAAUUACGUGAUAUACAGAAAGGAAAUAAUGUAUCAUCAAAAAGCAAGAUUUGUAUGCUCCACCCUAUACUUGAUGAGGAUAAAAUUUUAAGAGUGGGGGGACGUCUAAAACACGCGAAUAUUAACCUAGAUAUGAAACACCCCAUUAUCAUACCCAAAAAUAGUCGUUUAUCAGAAUUAAUUAUCGACCAGUGUCAUGAACUCACCUAUCACGGUGGCGCCAAACUUACUUCCGGGUUUAUUCGACAAAAGUACUGGUUGGUAAGAGGACUCAAAGCCACGAAAAAGCGUAUUUUUCAAUGUGUAAAGUGCAGAAAGCACACUCCGAGUCAGCACUAUCAAAUUAUGGGCGAUUUACCUACAGCAAGGGUCAAUCCAUCGCGGCCAUUCUAUCACACAGGGGUAGAUUAUACAGGUCACGUGUUUGUUAAGGCCAACAAGGGCCGAGGUAUUCUAACCACAAAGGGCUACGUGGCUGUAUUCGUCUGUAUGGUUACUAAAGCUGUACAUUUAGAAUUGGUGUCAGAUUUAACAACGUCAUCAUUUUUAGCUGCUUUGCGCCGCAUGACUGCUAGACGAGGGGUGCCGAAAAAUAUGUACAGUGACCAAGGUACUACCUUUAUCGGAGCAAACAAGGUCUUACAAGAAGAAUACCAACAAAUAUUAAGUACCUUCCAAAACACAAAAUUCAUCGAUGAAAUCACGAGAAUGGGGAUCAAGUGGCAUUUUAAUGCCCCUUCUUGGCCGUCAGCAGGUGGUCUAUGGGAAGCUGCGGUCAAGAGUCUCAAAUAUCAUAUAAAACGGGUGAUAGGCGAACAAAGACUUACAUUUGAGGAAUACUCAACAUUACUCUCUCAGCUCGAAGCUUGUAUUAAUCAAAGACCUUUAUGUGCAAUGACCGAAGACCCUGACGACUUAAAUUGCCUAACACCAUCUCAUUUUUUAACUAACGGUCCUCAUUUAGCAUUUUACAACACCGAAACUGACUUACGUACUCGUUGGCACCUAACGCAAAGAUUAUUCGAUGAUAUCUGGAAAAAAUGGCGCUUAGAAUAUCUUACGCAACUAUCAGUCCGCAGCAAGUGGAGGCUACCACAAGAGAAUAUCAAGAUCAACGACAUAAACUGGUCAUCAAAAAAAUCGGCCCACCUGCGUUUUUACCGAUAA
Melitaea cinxia (Glanville fritillary) is the source of this 5091-nucleotide messenger RNA. RefSeq lists its product as uncharacterized. Gene Ontology annotation, biological process: proteolysis; DNA integration. The transcript is spliced from 3 exons. The record is from RefSeq and is a predicted model, not a curated record. Bases 1 to 5091 code for a protein of 1696 amino acids. Lineage: Eukaryota; Metazoa; Arthropoda; Insecta; Lepidoptera; Nymphalidae. Gene Ontology annotation, molecular function: nucleic acid binding; aspartic-type endopeptidase activity.